AUGAGCUCAACACAAGCGCCCGUCGAGCCGCCCAAGAGACGCCGCAUCGGUGUCCUCACCUCGGGUGGUGAUGCCCCCGGUAUGAACGGAGCCGUGCGGGCCGUCGUCCGUAUGGCCAUCUACUCCGACUGCGAAGCAUACGCCGUGUUCGAAGGUUAUGAGGGGUUGGUUCAUGGUGGUAAUAUGAUUCGUCAGCUGCACUGGGAAGAUGUCCGUGGCUGGCUCUCCAAGGGUGGUACGCUGAUUGGAUCUGCUCGGAGCAUGGCUUUCCGCGAACGCGCUGGACGUCUCAAGGCCGCUAAGAACAUGGUGCUCCGCGGUAUCGAUGCUCUCGUUGUCUGCGGUGGUGAUGGAAGUUUGACCGGUGCCGACGUCUUCCGUUCGGAAUGGCCUGGUUUGCUGGAGGAGCUGGUCAAGACCGGCAAGUUGACUGAAGAACAGAUCAAGCCGUACAAGGUGUUGAACAUUGUUGGUUUGGUUGGUUCUAUUGACAACGACAUGUCCGGCACUGACGCCACGAUCGGCUGCUAUUCCUCUCUCACACGAAUUUGCGAUGCCGUCGAUGACGUUUUCGAUACCGCCUUUUCCCACCAGCGAGGUUUCGUUAUUGAGGUUAUGGGGCGACACUGCGGUUGGUUGGCUUUGAUGUCCGCCAUCAGCACGGGUGCUGACUGGUUGUUCAUUCCGGAGAUGCCUCCUCGCGAUGGGUGGGAGGAUGCCAUGUGCUCUAUCAUUACCAAGAACCGCACAGAACGUGGCAAGCGUCGUACUAUUGUUAUCGUGGCCGAAGGUGCUCAGGACCGCAGUCUCAACAAGAUUUCUAGCUCCACGAUCAAAGAUAUUCUCACUCAGCGGCUCGGGCUGGAUACUAGAGUUACUGUGCUGGGACACACUCAGAGAGGAGGAGCAGCAUGCGCGUAUGACCGGUGGCUGUCCACCUUGCAGGGUGUCGAAGCCGUCCGGGCUGUUCUGGAUGUGAAGCCGGACUCCCCAUCGCCAGUCAUUACCAUUCGCGAGAACAAGAUCAUGCGGACUUCGCUGAUGGACGCAGUGCAAGAAACCAAGUAUGUAUCGAAGCUCAUCCAUGACAAGGACUUUGAGGCAGCGAUGAAAAUGCGGGAUGCCGAGUUCAAAGAAUACCACUUUGCCUAUCUCAACACUGCCACACCAGAUCAUCCCAAGAUGAUCCUCCCCGAAAACAAGAGAAUGCGGAUUGCCAUCAUCCACGUCGGUGCCCCGGCCGGAGGUAUGAACCAAGCCACCCGCGCCGUCGUCGGUUACUGCCUCACUCGUGGACACACCCCCCUGGCUAUUCACAACGGUUUCCCCGGCCUUUGCCGUCACCACGAUGAUAAGCCAGUCGGCUCUGUUCGUGAAGUCAAGUGGCUGGAGGCCGAUGCCUGGGUCAAUGAGGGUGGAUCGGAUAUCGGAACAAACCGUAGCCUGCCAUCAGAGGAUCUCGAGACCACCGCAAUGUGCUUCGAGAAAUACAAGUUUGACGCACUGUUCGUGGUGGGUGGUUUCGAGGCCUUCACAGCAGUCAGCCAGCUCCGCCAGGCCCGCGAGAAGUAUCCUGCUUUCAAGAUCCCCAUGGUUGUUUUGCCCGCCACGAUUUCGAACAAUGUGCCUGGAACCGAGUACUCGCUGGGAAGCGAUACCUGCCUCAACACUUUGAUUGAUUUCUGCGACGCCAUCCGCCAGUCGGCCUCGUCUUCUCGUCGUCGUGUCUUCGUGAUUGAGACACAGGGCGGUAAGUCGGGCUACAUCGCCACCACCGCUGGUCUUGCCGUCGGCGCCACAGCCGUGUACAUCCCCGAGGAGGGAAUCGACAUCAAGAUGCUCUCCAACGACAUCGAUUUCCUGCGCGAGAACUUCGCCCGGGACAAGGGAGCGAACCGUGCCGGAAAGCUCAUUUUGCGCAACGAAUGUGCCUCCAGCACUUACACCACACAAGUCAUCGCCGACAUCUUCAAGGAGGAGGCCAAGGGUCGCUUCGAGUCCCGUUCCGCGGUUCCUGGCCACUUCCAGCAAGGAGGCAAGCCAUCGCCGAUGGACCGUAUCCGCGCCCUCCGGAUGGCGAUCAAGUGUAUGCUGCAUCUCGAAGGCUACGCGGGCAAGUCGCGUGACGAGAUUGCGGCGGACCAGAUGUCUGCGACAGUCAUCGGUAUCAAGGGCUCGCAGGUGUUGUUCUCCGCCAUGGGCGGCGAGGACGGUCUGGAGGCGACCGAGACGGAUUGGGCACGCCGGCGUCCCAAGACGGAGUUCUGGCUGGAGCUUCAGAACUAUGUCAACAUCCUGUCUGGUCGUGCUUCUGCGGGAAAGCCGAUGUGGACAUGCUAUGAGACCAUUGACCCUUCGGCGCCAACUUCACCUUAG
Aspergillus thermomutatus is the source of this 2376-nucleotide messenger RNA. Its product is annotated as ATP-dependent 6-phosphofructokinase. Gene Ontology annotation, cellular component: cytoplasm; 6-phosphofructokinase complex; mitochondrion. Gene Ontology annotation, molecular function: 6-phosphofructokinase activity; monosaccharide binding; ATP binding. Gene Ontology annotation, biological process: fructose 6-phosphate metabolic process; fructose 1,6-bisphosphate metabolic process; canonical glycolysis. NCBI's taxonomy places the organism in Eukaryota, Fungi, Ascomycota, Eurotiomycetes, Eurotiales, Aspergillaceae. The transcript is spliced from 4 exons. The record is from RefSeq and is a predicted model, not a curated record. The coding region runs from base 1 to 2376 and encodes 791 amino acids.